This is a messenger RNA of Zootoca vivipara (common lizard), 2002 nucleotides long. Its product is annotated as transmembrane protease serine 9. Gene Ontology annotation, molecular function: serine-type endopeptidase activity. Gene Ontology annotation, biological process: proteolysis. Lineage: Eukaryota; Metazoa; Chordata; Lepidosauria; Squamata; Lacertidae. The record is from RefSeq and is a predicted model, not a curated record.
UAUUAUGUUGCUGUAUCUCUGUUUCAGAAAAAAAUCAGAAGCUUUGGCCCUGGUGCAGGCUGGUGUAGUUGACAUCUCCAAGGCUACAUACUCAGUGCAGACCCGCCAGUCUCUGACACACCCAAACUGGUUGGAGCACAGGGGCCUUCACAACCUGGGCCUUUUGCAAUUGGAGGAGCCACUGGAAUUUGGUCCCCUUGUUGCACCUGUGUGCCUCUCAGACAAGGCAGAUGCAAUAGGUGACUUCAGAAAUUGUUGGCUACCAGGCUGGUCUGUGCUGGAAGGAGGCCCUGUCGUGCUGCUGAGACAUCCCCUAGACAUCCUGAGCGUCACCAGCUGCGACCAGCUUGGAGAGCAGCUCUCCAAUGCCAUAUUCUGUAUCAAGGCUCAAAUGGGCCCGGAAGGCGUCUGCACGGGUGAUGUGGGCUCUCCACUGAUCUGCCCUGACCCCCAGGGUGGGGCCUGGCUUCAGCUGGGGGUGCUGAGCAGUUUUGAUGAAGCCUGCUCCCGCCCCUAUGUCUUCAGCAGUCUGCCCCACUACCUGCCCUGGCUGGAGAGGACCACAAAGAUUGCAGGGUAUCGUUACAAUCGCACAGUUCCUUGGAAACACCUGAGGCCUGCGAAAAAUCUUAGGCAGCUACAGAAACCAGAGACCCUGGCUGCAUGGAUCUCAGCACAAUUGUCCUUGCCCUGGCAAGUGCUCAUCGCCACAUGUGAGAAUCAGAGCUGCGGGGGCUCAAUUCUGAACCGCUACUGGGUGUUGACUACAGCACAGUGUGUUCAACAGACGGACCCAGCAAACAUAGCUGUCUUUGUGAGGCUGACACACCCCAAGGGCCAUGCCAGAGGCAUCCAAGUUGCUGCAAUUUACCCUUAUGAGGAGACAACGCAGUACAGUCUCUCUGGCAGCGUGGCUCUGCUGCUGCUCCAGAAGCCCAUCGCCUUUGACCAACAUGUAGCUUCUAUGGAGUACUUCCCAAAGGAGCCUUGGGAUAGCUGCAAAGUGAUGGGUCUACAAAUGAUGCAAUCUGGUGAAAUUGGGGCUGACUCCAGCGCAUACCAAGUCAAGGUACUAAUGCCCUCAGACUGUGCCAAGGAACACCCUGGGGUCAAUCCAGGCAUGUACUGUGUUGUAAGAAAUAGCUCUAGCUCUCUGCCUGGUGCUGCCAUAGGUGAGGGUGCAGCCCUGCUGUGCCACUUGGAGGCCAAGAGCAUGAGAUGGAGCCAGGUUGGCUUGAUGAGUGAGCCCUUUCCGGGAUCCCAGAUGGUUGUUCUGUCCUCCAGCAUCACCUCCUAUGUGGACUGGAUAGAAAAAACGUCCAGACAAGCCAAGCACCAAUUAUUCCUGCCCCGUGGGAGAGCAGCAUCCUGUGGACCAAGUAGCUGGAUGCUCCUCCUGAUCCUGUCAUUUUUUAGGGAGGCAGAGUUAGGCUGAAGGGAGGAAGGAAGAAGUCAGCAACUCCAUUCUGGAACCCUCUUCAUACAGUGCUAUCUCAGCAUAUACAUACUGUAUAUAUAUUCGUGUGUUCCCAUUCCUACUGAAGGUGCUGAGUUGGAGGGUUCAGCUUCUGCAGUGGAUUACCGGGUGCAUGACUUUCUGUGCUGGAAGUGGCCCCACUCUCCUCAUCUCUGCAGGCACUAUGGGAUGUCCACAACCAAUUGCCAGGUGAAGGGCAGUUGCUACAGUUGCCUCCAGCAGUGGUCUAUCAAGUCUCAGCUGGAAUGGCCCAGAUGAGCACCUUUCCGGACAAUGCCAUCAACUAGAGGCCUGUCCCUGGGAGUGAGAGUCUAGCAACAAGUCUUAAGGCUACUGUGGACCUCUGCGUCAGCUAUUGCUUCAAUAAAUGAGCAAGUAACAAAAAAGAGAUAUUUCAAGAAUAUGUAAGGCAUCAUCGUAAGGACUUUAAGGGAGAAAGAUAGAAAAACCAUGGUAAACGUUCUGGAGAAUUUCCCAUACAAUACAUACGCAGUAUAUCCUCCAAAUAGCUUCUGAUUUGUGCUG